This is a messenger RNA of Geodia barretti, 375 nucleotides long. The record is from the annotation of a GenBank genome assembly. Lineage: Eukaryota; Metazoa; Porifera; Demospongiae; Tetractinellida; Geodiidae.
GUAAUUUAUGUUUCGAUUACUGCUGCAGAAUGAAGUGGAGUCUCCUCUGACAAAGGCAGUUCGUGUGACAGCUGCUCUGGUCCUCAGAAACCUGUGUCGAAUGGCUCCCUCCACUCACUGUCAGAUAAGGAGACAUGAACACAGACUCAGUGAAGUGGCUCUGUCUGACAGAGAAGCUGCUCACGCCAUUACAGAGUGUCUCACCUAUUUAAACCUCACUCCUCCUUCUCCUCCCUCUCUCGCUGCUAACCCUCAUGAUAACACUGUCACACAUCAUCAGUUGACUGAAGACUCAUACAGCUCUCCCUAAUGAUUGUAUUGUUACAUUUCAUUCAGUCUUUCAACCUCAGAGAAAGUAAUUUUACUGUAUAAGGG